AUGACGCCGCAGGAUCCGCUGUGCCUCGGCCGGGUGGUCGGUGAUGUGUUGCAUCCAUUCACCAGGUCCGUCUCUCUCAGGGUGGAGUACAGCAAUAAGCUUGUCGUCAACGGCGGCGGGUUCAAGCCCUCUGCCGUUGUCCGACGUCCUCGCGUGGAGAUCGGCGGCGCUGAUAUGAGGACUUUUUACACUCUCGUACUCUCUCUCUCUCUCUCUCUCUCUCUCUCUCUCUCUCUCUCUCUCUCUCUCUCUCUCUCUCUCUCUCUCGCUCUCUCUCUCUCUCUCUCUCUCUCUCUCUCUCUCUCUCUUUCUCUCAGUCGCACACGCACACGCGGUGUGGAUUCCUCGUUUGUUUUCCCAGGUGAUGGUGGACCCAGACGUGCCGAGCCCCAGCAACCCUACGCUAAGAGAGUAUUUGCACUGGUGAGGACUAAUACAAGUGAGAAAAUGAGAUCGAAUACCCUGUAUUCGGAGAAAUCCUAUCGGUCACUAAAUCAUUCAAAAAGUUGAUAAUAUUAAGAGUAAUCAUUUCUUUAAUUUUUUGUCAAAUAUAUAUAAGGUAAUGAAAAAUUCGGCCGUUAUUUCCGAAUUAUCUGGGUCGAAUUAUGCGAUCCAUGAACCCCUUUGCUUAGUAUAAUUCAUAAGGUUUGAGCCAGAUUUGACCAAAAUUGUGAUAAAUACCAUAUGGCAAGAGAUCAAAUUUUAUUCCAUCAUGUAGUCUCGAAUAAGUUGCACAUCGGCACUUUAUUAACUGACGAUUUUCCUUGUUGGUUAUCUCUACGACAGGUUAGUGGCUGACAUACCAGCAACAACUACUGUCGAUUUUGGUGAGCCAACGCUUUACAAUUUUGUUAUAUAAAGCGUUUCAUGUAUAGCUAUGUUUUUCAUGUAUAGCUAGGCUUUUCAUGUAUAGUCAGGCUUUUUAUUUGUCUCUAAAAAUUUCAUGUAUAGCACUUUUCGUCUAAAAAUUGACCGUUAGCUUGAUUAUAUUUGGUAACUUGACGCCGAAAAAUUCUUGGCAAUCACUAUUUUUGGGUCAUUGCAUGGGUGCCUUAAAUAUCACAUCUAUGCUAAUUUCACGUUUAAUAAUUGAUAGUUCAGCUUCCAUUAAACCGUAUAGGGGGUCAAAUUUGGCGAUCUAUAUUUUACGAAGUAACCUUUUGAGGAUUUCACAAUGAAUGAAAUUCUCAAACUCAGUUGACGAUGUCAAGUCUUCUACACUGUGCUCCGUCUCUUUUUAGCCUUGCAAAAGAUGAUGCUGGUUUAUAAUAUCUGAACCAUUUGUGUAAUAUUAGAUAACUUGAGCCAAAACUCCUCACCUAUCAUUAUUUAUGUGGAUCAGAAUGAUGAUACAUUUAUUACUCUACGUUUACUAAAUUCAUGUUUAACAACUGAUAAUUCGUCUUUUAUAUAGUGAUAUACUCAAUCAAAACUUUCUUCAAGAAUGGUGAGCUUUGCUUUUUCAACUUACCCUUUUGAAGAUAGUCACUACAUAAAGGUCAUUCUAAAGAUCAAAGUGUCAAGACUCGUCCAUUCUCUCUCUCUCUCUCUCUCUCUCUCUCUCUCUCUCUCUCUCUCUCUCUCUCUCUCUCUCUAUUUCUAGCUUUGCGGAAGCUAAUCCUCACCCCAGAAUUGUACGCGAAAUAUGUUAUUUACGAUAACUUACACGAAAGUUCUUAAUCAUCAACAUUUGUAUAGUCAGUAGGGUACUACUUUCUCCACAGAUAAUAAUUCCAUGUAGAGUAGCUGAUAAUCCAUAUGUAUGCUAAUUACCAUCCCCCUCUCCUCCCCACUCAAUCAAAACCCACGUCAAAUGUGAACGGGAUUCUCUAACUUAGAUAAACGUGGUUAUAAAUUUCAGCCGCUGAGCACUAAGUGUCAUCCAUUCUUUUCAGGGAAAGAACUGCUGUGCUAUGAAAGCCCUAGACCCACUGCGGGGAUUCAUCGCCUUAGUCUUUGCGUUGUUUCAACAGCUCGGUAGGAACACCGUCUUUCCUCCCACAUUCCGCCACCACUUCAACACCGGCGACUUCGCCCAGCAGUACAACCUGGGAUCGCCGGUGGCCGCUCUCUACUUCAACUGCCAGAGGGAAGGGGGAUCCGGUGGAAGGCGAUUCAUGUAG
Messenger RNA from Spirodela intermedia, 2123 nucleotides. The record is from the annotation of a GenBank genome assembly. NCBI's taxonomy places the organism in Eukaryota, Viridiplantae, Streptophyta, Magnoliopsida, Alismatales, Araceae.